This is a messenger RNA of Lasiodiplodia theobromae, 2847 nucleotides long. RefSeq lists its product as uncharacterized. The record is from RefSeq and is a predicted model, not a curated record. Gene Ontology annotation, molecular function: protein binding. Bases 1 to 2847 code for a protein of 948 amino acids. Lineage: Eukaryota; Fungi; Ascomycota; Dothideomycetes; Botryosphaeriales; Botryosphaeriaceae. Gene Ontology annotation, biological process: negative regulation of RNA catabolic process; regulatory ncRNA-mediated post-transcriptional gene silencing. The transcript has 9 exons. Gene Ontology annotation, cellular component: catalytic step 2 spliceosome.
AUGGACCCUCCCCAGGCCGAAAAACCUGCUGUGCCCAAAUUCUCGAGCUUCAAACCAAAGCCUCCGCCACCCGCGCCACCCAAGGAACCCAGCCCCAAUCACGACGACGAGAAACACCGCCGUCGACGAGACCACCACGAAGAUCGCGAGCGCGAUCACAAGAGCCAUCGUGAUCGCCACAGUCGCAGUCACCGUGACGACCGUGACCGCCGCCACCGCGACCGAGACCGAGAUCACCUAGGCGACGAUGUCAUAUACGUUAUCGACCGCAAAGGCGACUUGGCCAAUCUCCAGUAUGGCAGACUACACCAAUACAGUGUGCCGCCUUACUACAGAGCAGGAUACGGCUCUGUGCUAGGAUUACCAUCCUAUGCGAGGAUUGACAGGUUUUCUUCGGAUGACCGCACCAUUAUCAUUGACAUGCGCCGACGUCAUGGUGGAUCUGAGCGCCAAUUGCUGUCCAAAAGGGUCUUUGGCAAAGAGGCACCAAUUCUGCGCCUUGUCAAGCCCACUCAUUCCGAUACUACCGGUGAACUCGAUCAGAACCAGGAUUUCAUUCCUGUACGCAGCUUGAAGAGGAAGCGCGGCUCAGAAUCGCCUGAGCCAGAGGCCGAGAAGAUUGACUACAGAUCAAUUGAAGGCAAAGCCAAGCCUCCCAAUCAGCCCGAAGACUCUGAUUUAGAAAGAGUCCAAGACGAACCCAACGAUCUCCAAACCUGGCUGGAUCUGCUAAAGUCAUCGGAGCUUCAUGCCCUCGCGUCUCUCCGUUUUGAUAUCUACCAGAGAGCUUUGAAGGUUCUGAAGUCCGAGCGCCUGGUUGCUGCUCUUAUGGACGAAAGUUCCAAGAUUCACCAGAGAGAAGAACAUUUCAACCGAUGGAAGGAAACCAAUCUUGCGGAGUUUCAUUUUGAGGACUCCCAGCACCUGCGUGUCUAUGUAUUCCUCCGGCUUACAUCGCUGAUGAAACAUGCCGGCUAUCACGAGAGGGCAAUUGCGCUCUGGCAAGCAUUGCUAGAGCUUCAGCUGUUCAGACCACCUACCUUCGGGGAGGACACGCCCAAGUCAUCAAUCUUGCAAGAUUUUGAAGAGUUUUGGGAGAGCGAAUGCCCCCGCUUCGGCGAGACCGGCGCCGUCGGCUGGGCGAAUGCCAGACAAGAUGGGGUCUUCCCAGACCCGCCUGAAUCCACUAUCCAAGAUGAAGAGGUUGACAUCUCUCUGCGACGCCUGUUCGAAUCCUUUUCUCAGAAGGAGACUCACCGAAUGAAUGUCUUACAAUGGCCAGGACGGACUACAGAUGAGUUUGGAGAAGACGAUCCUUUCCAUGUUGUUCUGUACUCGGAUAUCAAGAACGAGCUCCAACUCCUGACUCGUUCAUGGUGGCUUGACCCUUUCUUGCGGAGCGAGAAGCUCAACGCUACCGUAUCCAAGCACCUCCUUCUAACAACCUCAGCUGAGCCUGAAGUUGACUCUCACUAUGAGCUCGACAACUGGAACCCGCCAGCAGAAUGUUUCCAGGUAACAACCGAUGACCUCUUUUCCAAGGGCUUCUUUUCCGGAACACGCAAUCAAGAACAACUGGAGUGGUUGAGUAGAUCCCUCAAGACCUUGGCGGGCUCAAUCUCAGACGACUCCAUUGCUGAGUACUACCUCGCUUUCGAAUGGCAUUGCAACCCGACUGGCGCCGCAAAGGCUGCGAAGGCGCUUUUGAAGAAGCAAUCAUCAAGUCUACGUCUUUACAACGCAUACGCCCUGAUUGAGAGCCGGUCCGGAAAAUCGGAAGCAGCCAACCGCGUGUUUUCCAUGGCAAUAGGUAUGAGCAAUCAGCUACCCGCUGAGGCCCGCAAGCACAUAAUCCUACUAUGGCGAUCUUGGAUAUGGGAGGCUCUCCGAACCGACGAUCUGAGGUCCGCAAGGCACCGUCUUUCCUCAAUUGGCGACGCCAAACCGGAACCAAAAGCGCGUUCUACCGAUGACGACGAUGACAAGUUCCAUCCUGCUACAGUGCUCAAGGUCCGCAACACUCUCGUCGAGGGACGUGAUCACAGCAUAUCCGUUGGCGAUACCGUGCUAGCAGUAUACUAUGCAGAAUGCCUCGCUCUCUUCACCUACAUCCAAGAAGGAAGCAACAUCGAAGCAGCUCUGAGCACAUUCCUCGAAAUGUCGUCCCUCCUACAGGCUCGCGGUCACCUGCACUCCGCCGCCAACGAGAUCGCCCACCAACUCCAGUGUCAGCUGCUCUCGUACCACUCCAAGCGCGUCAAGCUCUUCAAGCCCGUCAUCACGCGCUCGGUGGUGCACGAGAGCAUCACGCUCUUCCCCAACAACACCAAGUUCCUGGCCAUGUACGCCGCCAACGAAGCCCGCUUCCGCGUCGACGACCGCGUGCGCGCCAUCAUGCACGACGUCGUGCUGCAGCAGAACGAGCAGUCGAUCGUCGGCUGGCUCUUCGCCAUCUACUCCGAGCUCAAGCGCGGCGAGAAUCUCGGCGGCACGACGCACGCCGUGCGCGCGGCUUUCGAGAAGGCGAUUGAUAGUGAGAGCGGUAAGAAGAGUUCUGCCCUGUGGUCCUCGUACGUCCUGUACCUCGUCUCGACCGCCGACCGCGCCGCCGCUAAGCGCGUCUUCUUCCGCGGCCUGCUGCACCUGCCUUACUCGAAGGCCUACCUUAUGCUCGCCUUCGCCCACCUCGUCGACGACUUGGACUUUAAGGAGCUGCGGAGCGUGUACAACACGCUUCAGGAAAAAGAGCUGCGCGUGCAUGUUGAGAUUGAGGAAGAGAUUGAGGAUGUGCAGAGGGCGAUUGAUCGGAGGAGGCGGAGUCUGCCGGCGGCGGUGGAGAGUGAGUGA